Messenger RNA from Penaeus vannamei (Pacific white shrimp), 3022 nucleotides. The record is from RefSeq and is a predicted model, not a curated record. NCBI's taxonomy places the organism in Eukaryota, Metazoa, Arthropoda, Malacostraca, Decapoda, Penaeidae.
ACAGUCACACUCGCGCGCCGCCCACUGCCACCCGCCGCCCGCCCGCAUCGCUCGCCGCCUGCUCACGCCCGCCCCUCGCGCCCGAGGCAGUGCUUGGGCGUCGCCGUACAGCAGAAUGGUGCGGCCGAAAGGACCUUCUAAUUACUCGCAUAUUCGUUAGUCUCCUGGCGACACGUGGGCGCGCGACCUGACCUCGGUGACCCGGGCGUGGCGAGAUCAGCCUCUGGUGAACUUCUUGGUCUUAUCUGUGAAUAAGAGAAAAAAAAAAAGGAAAGGAAAAGACAAGAGCGAAGCGGACUGCAAGUGAGUGGACCGAGCUUGCGUCUGGCCCGCCCCCCGGCCCUCGCUGGACCACAGGCGGGCCCGGCCCAGCCCUCGUGGUCCGGCCAUUCCCCCUUCCCUAACCCUUAGGUAAAGAGACGCAGUGGUUGCCCUCGAGUCGAGGUGAGGUGAGCGUGUGUCUGUGAGUUGUUUGCCGGCCGGACGGAAACAGCGGCCGACGGCAGUGCGUUCGGCCGGCGCGGCGCCAGUCCGAGCGGGCGCCGUGAGCAUGUGAGAAGGAGCCGAGUGACCUGCUAACCCCAAACGCGGGAGCGACGAUGCCCCGAGGUGGCCGAGCGCGGAGGGGCGAGCGAGGCAGUAGCUGAGGGCAGCCAUGUGCUCCCGUGCGCCGCCCUUCUGUAGGCCCGCCAUGGCACUCCAGGCGCCCCAGCAUCCUGCCGUGGCACCCCAGGUACCUCAGCGUCCUGCGAGGGCACGGGGAAUGCCUGCCUAUGCCCCUGCCCCCUGCCAGAGAGCUGCCCAGGGCGGCGAUCCUCCCGCGGUGCCGGAAGCUAUGCCAGGACCGGGUCGCGCCACAGGGACAUACCCGCCUCUCGACACCGGCCAGUCGGGCAGGGACGCCCUGCCUGGGCACGGGCGAGCUCCCGAGUGUUCCAGCAGGUGUUGUGCGAACAGCAGCCCACGUGUGCAACGUGACGGUUUACAGGAGACUAGACAAGGAAUCUUGAUAGAGAAUAAAAGCCUUAGUUUCCUGAGCGGUUUUCUGAGGUCGAGGGGGCGCGGGGGAGGCGGGGGCCUGGCGCUGCUCGUGGUGGCGGUGGCCCUGGCGGCGCUGGCCGGGCCCUCGCGCGCCGGAAACCCCGACAAGGUCAAGAUGAUCAAGCUGUCGGGCGACGUGAUCUUCGGCGGGAUGUUCCCGAUGCACGAGCGCGGCGUGGACGAGCCCUGCGGCUCCAUCAAGGAGGAGAAGGGGAUCCAGCGCAUGGAGGCCAUGCUCUACGCCCUCGACGAGAUCAACCGCGACUCCCAACUCCUGCCCAACAUCACCCUCGGCGCCCUCAUCCUCGACACUUGCUCCUCCGACACCUACGCCCUCGAGCAAUCCAUGGAAUUCUUCAAGUCGUCGCUCAACCAGGACGUGUCAGACUUCAAGUGCGAGGGAGGCAAGAAACCCAUCUACAACCCCCCCAAGCCUGUCAUCGGUGUCAUAGGAGCAGCUUCUUCGUCCGUGUCUGUCAUGAUCGCCAACAUCCUCAGGCUCUUUAAGAUCCCGCAGAUCAGCUACGCCUCGACGUCGACGGAGCUCUCGGACAAGGCGCGCUUCGAGUACUUCAGUCGCGUUGUUCCUCCCGACAACUUCCAGGCGAUGGCGAUGGUGGAGAUGGUGAGGGCUCUCGGCUGGAAGUACGUCUCCACCCUGGCCGAUGAGGGGGAUUACGGAGAGAAGGGAAUAGCCUCCUUCACGAAGUUGGCGGAGAAGGCUGGGAUCUGCAUCGCCGUCGUCGAGAGGAUCCAGAGAAUCUCCAAACCGGAAGACUUUGACCUCAUCAUCCAGAGGUUGUCGACGAAGCCCCAGGCGCGAGUGGUCAUCAUGUUCGUCGACGAGGAUAACACCAGACGCCUCCUCGCAGCGGCUGUGAAGGCGGAGAAAGUCGGCCAGUUCCUGUGGGUGGGAAGUGACUCCUGGGGCGCUAAGAUCCAUCCCGUCAGAGACCAAGAGGAGGCUGCCCUUGGUGCCAUCACCAUCCUGCCGCGGAGGUCCUCGCUCUCAGGGUUCGACGCCUACCUGCGGUCGCUGCGGCCGAAGCGGCGCGGCACGCCCUGCCUGGCGCCCGGCCCCGGCCCGGGCCUGCAGCGCAACUGCCGCAACGUGUGGUUCAAGGAGUUCUGGACGCAGCACUUCAACUGCACCUUCAGGGAGCGCCUUCCCCCCGGCAGGAAGGCGUGUACGGGCAACGAGACCAUCACCCACGAGCAGGAGGGACUCGUGCCCUUCGUAGUGGAUGCGGUAUAUGCCAUGGCCCACGCUCUGCACACACUGAUUCAGGAUAAGUGUGGAAAUCUGACUCUGUGCGAUGCAGUGUUGCCAUCUCCGUCAGGCCAAGAGAUGCUGCAGUAUAUUAGGAACGUGUCCUUCAUAGGUCAGUCAGGUCGCGAGGUCAAGUUCAACACGGACGGAGACGCCCCUGGCAGCUAUUUCAUCUACCAGUAUCAGAUGGUCAGCGAGAAAUCGUAUGACUACGUUCGCAUUGGGAGCUGGACUGAGAGCUUGCAGUUGAACGUCGACAAGCUCAAAUGGACGCGAGGGCAGCGGGAGAAUCACACGCACCCCUUGUCCAUCUGCUCGACCGCAUGUCCAGCUGGCCACAUAAGGAAUUUCCAGGUAAGGAGAUCACGAGAGAAACGUUAUGAAUCAUUCCUUGUGCCAUCUCGCUGUGUCCUCUGUGUCCAUUUGUCUCCAGCUGGCCAUUACCACGUGCCCUCGUCCGACCUCUGUGACCUAUUCUCGGAAAAUGGAAAUUUACGAUCCGGCAACUCGGCAUGUAGCCCGAGUAUUAACUUCUCCGAAAAUGGCCAUAUAUUAGAAGGGUCCAUGUUGCGCCCUCGUGACCACGUGAGACCCGAAGGAGAACGAUCGGGAUUCACCUGCAACGCCUUCUACGCUGUAAUGACUGCGAAGCUGGUUUAUCCUCAAGCAGGUACACUGGAGGCUCCACCGUAUGAGACUUCCUGGCUUUAA